Molecule: messenger RNA, 913 nt
Organism: Argiope bruennichi
Lineage: Eukaryota; Metazoa; Arthropoda; Arachnida; Araneae; Araneidae
Product: Golgi apparatus membrane protein TVP23 homolog B-like
Exons: 7
Coding region: 213-839 (208 amino acids)
Biological process (GO): vesicle-mediated transport; protein secretion
Cellular component (GO): Golgi membrane
Source: RefSeq, a predicted model, not a curated record
UGAACUGAAUGUACUAAUAGAUGAUUCAUAUUUGUAAAUCGUAAACACUGAUUGUUUAUUUUAUUGCUAUGUAAAAUUUUUACUUUAUUUCGGCAUAGUUUAAUAUGGCAAAAUAUCUUCUUGAGAUGCUAAUAUGUUUCACUUGAAAUAGGAAGUUCUUGAAUUUCUAUGAAGAAAAUUCUGUAAAUAAUUUUUGUACCUAAAAAAGAAAUAUGAUGCGUGGACCAGAUGAUGUGGCUCUGCAUUUUUCAGAUGAUGCUUCUCGUACUGCAACAAAGCAUCCACUCGCAGUAUUCUUUCACUUAGCAUUCCGAGCACUCGCUCUUUUGGUGUAUUUAAUGUGUGGUUGGUUCAGCAACAGUUUUAUAUCAUGUUUUGUUACAAUAAUUAUAUUCUUGUCCUUGGAUUUCUGGACUGUUAAAAAUGUCACUGGUCGUCUGCUGGUAGGACUGCGUUGGUGGAAUUAUGUAGAUGAUGAGGGAAAGAGUCAUUGGGUUUUUGAAUCAAGAAAGGAUGAAGAUAUUUCAUUAGUCGACACUGCAGAAGCACAAAUAUUUUGGCUUGCUUUGGUUCUUACACCUGUGGUGUGGUUUCUUUUGUUGUUUGUUAGUUUUUUCAGGUUAAAUGUCAAAUGGUUUAUUGUAGUCAUUAUAGCAUUAAUUUUAAAUGGAGCCAAUUUGUAUGGUUAUUUGAGGUGUAAAGUCAAAGGCACAGACAAAUUUUCUUCUGCCAUUUCCAGCAUGAUGGGAAAACAGAUGAUUAGUAGUAUGUUUAGUUCUCUCUGGAAGAAGUCUGAACAACAACCACCGCCAGCUAGGCCAUUUUCAAAUACUGUCUGAAAAUACAUAAUUUGUCAAAAUUUACUAUUGUUAUGCUUUGUAUGUAUUCUAAUAAAAUUUAACUUAUACAAUGA